Messenger RNA from Camelina sativa (false flax), 1004 nucleotides. RefSeq lists its product as uncharacterized. The record is from RefSeq and is a predicted model, not a curated record. Lineage: Eukaryota; Viridiplantae; Streptophyta; Magnoliopsida; Brassicales; Brassicaceae.
AUAACACUUUGCAUUUGAUGUCAUUCAGCCUUCCAAAUGAUGGACUGUCUCUCUCUUUCCGUGAAUCUGUCCCAAAGUUGCAGAUUGUGGCUGUCAAAUCAGAAGACACCACUCAGUAUCCAAGGAAAACCAUUGCAUAGCUUAUCGAUUCAGUUGAGGUCGGGAAAGUAAGGGUAAUGAGCAUCAUCUAUGCAAUUGAUACCGACUGGGCUUGGUAUUAUUUUAGUUGUCGUUCCUGCAAUAAAAAAGUGACUCAUAUACGCACUAGAUUCCAUGCUGUUGAGAGUAAGCCACAAAAACCAAAGUUUUGGUGUGAUGUUUGCAGGUCACCUGUGACCAAUGUCGUUCCAAGGUACAUGAUUUACGUUAAGGUCAUGGACAAUACAUCAGAGACCAAAUUUCUGUUAUUUGACAGCAUUGCUUCUGAGGUUAUUGGAAAAUCUGCAACUUCUAUUCUUGGUGGUUCAUUGGAUGAGAUUACAAAUGCUGAAGAUUUACCUGAGGCUAUCAAGAACGUCAUUGGCAAAAUAUUUGUCUUUCUGGUUUGUGUGGAACGAGAAAAUAUUUGGGAUGGUAAAGAUUCCUACAGGGUAACCAAAAUUCUUUCCAAAGAUGGACUCCUAGCCGAGCAAAUCACCGAAGAAUCAAAUGAAAUUCUGAACCCAUCUUCAUUUGUCUCCGGUGAUCAGGUACACCUUGCUUUGACUUAUAGUCAAGAAACUUCUGAAUCAACUACUCCCUCCUCUAAACGUGUCUACGCAUCAAAUUCUGAUACACCUGAACAAUCAUCCUCUUCAAAGAAGGUGUGUGCUGAAUCGAUUCAAACUGCGGAUUCCAUCAAGAAGUUUGAUGUAAAGGUGUCAACACUUGAGUUUGGAGAAAAGGAAAUGGAAGAGGGUAUUGAUCUAGCUAAGACUACGGAGACCCCUAUGUGCAAGAUGAAAGAUAAUCAUGUUGGAAACAUUAAAACAAAGGGGGUUCAAAUCAAAGUUGAAAAGAAGUAA